This is a messenger RNA of Gilbertella persicaria, 1689 nucleotides long. RefSeq lists its product as uncharacterized. The transcript has 12 exons. The record is from RefSeq and is a predicted model, not a curated record. Gene Ontology annotation, biological process: cristae formation. The coding region runs from base 1 to 1689 and encodes 562 amino acids. NCBI's taxonomy places the organism in Eukaryota, Fungi, Mucoromycota, Mucoromycetes, Mucorales, Choanephoraceae.
AUGGAUCCUUACGAGUACACACAAACAGUCGAUCAUGAAGUUCAUGAAGUAGACGAAGACGAAUUGCAAAAGCUUGAGAAGGAUUUAGCACCCACCUCUACUGAUUUCUAUGGCGUCUUAAAUAUUUCUAGAAAAGCAACUGAAGAAGAAAUCAAAGAUUCCUAUAAAAAACUGUGUCGUUUCUUUCAUCCUGAUAAGCAUACAGACGAAACAAAGAAAAAGAUGGCAGAGUCGAGAUUUCAAGUGAUUCAAAAAGCCUAUGAAGUAUUAAGUGAUCCUCAAAAGAGAGUGAUCUAUGAUACUUAUGGUGAAGAAGGACUCAAUGCAACUUGGGAUCUUGGACCUCGUUACAAGACACCUGAAGAAUUGAGAGAAGAGUAUGAAAACAAGGCUCGUCAAAAGCGAGAACAAGAUUUAGAAAACUUGGUUCGAUCCAGAAGUGAAUUCCAAUUGACUUUAGAUGCUACUCAAGUCUUUGAUCCUUAUGAACCACCUGUCUUUGUUGGAUUUGGACAAGCAGUACCUCAACCUAAAAAGAGAGGCCCAUUGUAUGCACUCACAAAACUCCAAUCACAGCAAUUGUUUAUGCGACAUUCAUUUGAGACACAAAUUGGUCCUCAAACACAUGCCAUAGUAGGUGGGACCAUGGUUUCGCGUGCUGGUAUGGGUGGUGGCAACAUCUUGGGUACUGUUCGUCAUACUGUCUCUCCAAAAUUAUGGGGUGAAUUGACUGCCACUCUAUUGAAACCAAGAAUGUUGACACUUAAGACGUAUUAUUCAGUCUCUUCAGAUAGUUUUGUCAAUUCAACUGCUCAAUUGAAUUCAAUCUAUGAUCCUCCUGUGCUUACUGUCACAGCAGGUCGUCGAUUGUUUGCAGCUACAACAGGCUAUAUUACUUAUCGUACAGGUGAAUGGUCCGUUCUCGGAUGGGGAGGUGAUGCUUCUCAUAAAAUGGAUAAAUCUUCUGUAUCACUUGGUAUGGCUGGUAUGAACAAAAAAGCUAAUUAUAGUGGUGAAAUUCAAACGGGUAUCAUGUCAUCUCAUCUUGCUGGUGAAUAUGCUUACAAGUUACCUAAUCAAGCCCGUCUUCGUUUAUCAUGUACCUUGUCAUCUCAAGGUGGUAUUAUGGCCAGUAUUGGCAGUGAUCAUAAAUUAUCUCAACAUACAAGAGCUGGCAUGUCUAUGGAAUGUGGAUUACCUUCAGGUGUCAUUAUUAAAUUCAGGGUCUCACGUCUUGGACAAAAGGCUGUGUUACCCAUCAUCCUCUCAGCCGAUUUUGAUCUUAAAUUAGCGUUCUUCGGGGCCAUAAUUCCAGCUUCCGUUGCUUUGGCCCUUGAUCAAUUAGUAUUGAAACCCCGCAGAAGACGAUUAAUUCAACAAAAAAUCAAUGAAUUAAGAGAAGAACAUGCUGAAUAUCUCGCGAAUCGCAAGCAAGAAGCAUUAGAUGCACAGGCAUUGAUGGUUGACAUUGCCGAAAGAAAGAAAAAGCAAGAAGAAGAAAAACAGGAUGGCCUGGUUAUUGUUAAGGCGUUGUAUGGUCAUUCUCAAAACUUGGAUAAUAAUGAAGAAGGAGUGAUCGACGUAACCAUAGUGAUUCAGACGCUUGUUCAUGAGUCGAGACUGACUAUCCCAGGCGGACACUCAAAGGUAACAGAAUUUGAUAAGUAUAUUACUAAAAAAAAUAUAUAG